AUGUCCACCUCCCUCCUUCUCCUCCUCCUCCCCACCCUCACCCAAACCUCCCCAGUCCUCCAACAAGCAACCCAAACCUGCUCCGACGCGUCCCUCUCGUCCCUGAACUGGACAGCCAAAUCCUUCCACUACUCCUCCCUCCUCUCCCUCCUCGGCCCCUCCCUCACCUCCCCCUCCACCGCCGGCACCGCCUCCCUAACCUUCAACCUCUCCAACCCCGCCCUCGGCCCCUCCUUCGACCAGCUCUGCACCGCCGUCUCCACCACCCCCAAUCAAUUCUUCUACCUUGAUCAAUGGUUCACCUGCCUCUACACGCCCCCCAACAGCACCGCGUCCAACCUCUCCCCCCUCGUCGCCGACACCUCGGCGGCGACCUUUCGGUUCGACAAGCUGACCGGCCGGCUAGAAGUGAAGCAGGACUGGGAGUGCGUGGACGGGAAAGACAAGACUUAUCCGACCACGUCUUUCAAGGGGCAAGGGGGGGUGAAUGUCACUCUAGAUUGCCAGGUAGACGUGUGGGCGAAUCCGGAGUGGAGGGCGGGCGGGGAGGGGGUGAUUAGAAACCAGACGGUGGAUUGCGGGGUGGUGGAUGUGAGUGUUGGGUUGGAUAGUUUGGAGGCUAUGGCUUAA
Molecule: messenger RNA, 630 nt
Organism: Podospora anserina S mat+
Lineage: Eukaryota; Fungi; Ascomycota; Sordariomycetes; Sordariales; Podosporaceae
Exons: 1
Coding region: 1-630 (209 amino acids)
Source: RefSeq, a predicted model, not a curated record